This is a messenger RNA of Saccostrea cuccullata (small rock oyster), 3233 nucleotides long. RefSeq names its product myocyte-specific enhancer factor 2C-like. The transcript has 9 exons. Gene Ontology annotation, biological process: positive regulation of transcription by RNA polymerase II. Gene Ontology annotation, molecular function: protein dimerization activity; DNA-binding transcription factor activity, RNA polymerase II-specific; RNA polymerase II cis-regulatory region sequence-specific DNA binding. Bases 392 to 1504 code for a protein of 370 amino acids. The record is from RefSeq and is a predicted model, not a curated record. NCBI's taxonomy places the organism in Eukaryota, Metazoa, Mollusca, Bivalvia, Ostreida, Ostreidae.
UCUCCAUGUUUGGAAAAGUCCCAAAAAGCUGAAAUCAGCACACAGGGUCAUAAGAUUGCCGCGAUAGAAUAUUUCCUCCUACUUAUUUACAUUGACAUCUUUUAAUUUAGGCACACAAUUGUCUGAGUAACUUGUUUAUUGAGUAUAGUCACUUUCGAUAUCACAGUGGAAAGCCGACAGUGCACCAUUAUGCAGCUGCAAUGGCUUCCUUGUAAAACACCUUAGUCAGUUUCGUUUUGUGAAUAGGACGGCCACGAAAUGGCGGCGUCUGUGUUCUAAUUUUGUGCGGCAGGGUUUCCGUGGUGUAUUUAUAAGAGAAAAAAGUUUAUUUUUGUAAUCAACCGGAAACUUUCCAAAAUUGCAUACAAAUUAAGAACUGAAAAAAGUGACCAUGGGGAGGAAGAAAAUUUCCAUUACUAGAAUUAAUGAUGAAAGAAAUCGUCAGGUGACCUUCACAAAAAGAAAAUUUGGCCUGAUGAAGAAAGCUUACGAGUUGAGUGUCCUUUGUGACUGUGAGAUAGCUCUCAUCAUUUUCACAUCCAACAACAAGCUUUACCAGUAUGCCAGCUCAGACAUGGACAAGGUCCUACUCAAGUACACUGAGUAUAACGACACAGUGGUCAGUCAGACCAACAAGGAUAUACUGGAGAUGUUGAACAAGAAAGAUGUGAAAGGUGAAGGUGGGGAUGAUGAUGAUGACUAUAACCUGACCCCCAACACAGAGGACAGGUACCGCAGAAUUGACCAGGAGUAUGCACGGGUGAUGCAGUCCGGAGGGGCAACCAAACAGCCAGUAUUAUACCAGCAGCCCAUGCCAGUGUCUGUCCCCGUACAGGGAGGAUCCUUUCCUCAGACCAGUCAGCAGCAGGGGUCAGGGGGAUCAGUGGUCCUCCUGCAGCCCCCGGUCGCACACACUUCCAUCCAACAAACAACAGCUGCUAAAGCCCCACCCCCAGUGACUGCUACAAAAACGUCUCCCACCCAACCGACCCCGGAUUUGUCUCCAAACACAGCCUCAAAGGAAAUGGACUUUGGAUUAGGAAAAGGAAAACCAAAUCUUCGAGUUGUCAUUCCACCAAAAACAGAUACGUCAGCUGCUAAAACACAAUCCACCUCCCUGGACACACCACAGGUUUCUCAGGCCACCCCCAGUACACAGUUAGCCUCGGUCCUCCCCUCAGCUCUCCUACCCAGUAACUUACAGAUAAAUAGUGCUGAUUUAGAAAAGCUACUGGGCUCAGCGGCCUUUGGAGGAGGUGAUGCUUUGCAAGGUCCCUUAACUGCAGCUGUGCAGGCAUCAGGAAUAUCACUAACACCAAGUGGAUUAACCCCCACCAGUAACUUCCAGAAUGUGCUGAUACCAUUAUCACAUGCUCAGGCACUCCAAAUGCAGCUAGCCGGGAAAAAUGUCAAAGCAGAACCCACAUCGCCCCCAGACAAAGGGGGGUCAUCGGAGGACGAUGGACCCCCAGAAAAACAGGCCCGUAUGUCAUCUGACCGAUGACAGUGACCAUGUGUACAGUGUAGAUAGUUUGGGAAUCUUGUAUAAAGUAAUAUGCACAACACAGUUAAGUAGCUUUUCCCCCUGCUCUGUUAAUUUCUGUAUAAGUUUAAAACAAGCCUAAAGGCUAUGGACAUUUUGAAUUUAAAAAAAAACACAUGUACAAUGUGUAUGGUUACUAGUUAUCCUUUGAGAUUCUGUGUAGUAAAUAUCAUAUGAUAAGGCCUCUGUUAGUUCUAAAAGGAACAUAUAAAAUGGAGUACAUCUCAUGUAAAAUCUGAGUCUGCAUGGAUUAACUCUAGUUGUAAUGAACCAAUCUUAAGAAGUGUCAGACUUUCUAAAUAUUGGUUGCUUACAAUAAAACUAUUUCACUAUCAUUUUAAUCUGAAAAUGAUGUAUUUUUCUUUUGUCAAAACCUAUGGUACAUUUAAGCAUGUAUCAGCUAAACAACAUCCCAACCAGACAUGAUGUAUGAUUUCAACUAAGCAAAUGGUAUCUGUUUCAUAUAUGUAAAUACUUUGUGAUGUGAAAUUCAUCAGCUUUAAGAAAUCCAAUGUAUGCAUUGUACUAGACUUCUAAUGUAGAAACGUUUUACUGGUAUUUGUGAUUUUAUCAGGCCAAGAAUUGGAUUAAGUAGAAAGUUUACUUGUGUGGUUGAACUGUUAUGCCUAUUUUGAUGGAUUUACAUUGAUCACUUUUAACCAUUUGUUUAUCAUUCACAUUUGAUUCACCUAUAACAGCAGGUAUUAUUGUUAAUGUAUGGUAUAUUUUGUUUCAUUUUAUGAAUUAUCAGUAUUUUUCUUUUCUUGGCACUUUUUCAUAACUUGCACCAAAAUACUCCAACAGAUGAUUUCAUUUACUUAACAUUAAGAGUACUGUGUACAUUGUCUCGUUUUGUCCCUGUUAUCAAAGACUGAUGGGGAUAUAGUUUUAUUUUUUGUGUAGUUAUUUUCACAGCUGAAUAAAUUCAUGAUUAUAGAUUAAGGUAAUAUAGUUUUUGAAAUGGACUAAAAAUUGAUUUUAUUUUGAUAGAAUAUAUGAAAAUAAUCAUGAUUAAAUUUAAUUCAAAUUUAAACCAACACACAGCAGUCAGAUGAUGGUUAGGUACUUUAAUCAAAAUUUCUUUGAAGUUUUUUUUUCUUUUGUGUUACAGAGGUUUUUCCUUUUUCUGAAAGUUUUCUUGUUAGAAUUGAAUUUCUUUGAUAGAAUUUAUUUGAUAUUGCAUGUUACCGUUUAGAAGUUUGACAUCAGGAAGAUGUCAGGUUUCAUUUAGAUGUAGGUACAUCAAUUGUCAUGUGACUCUAAUAUACCGGUAAAAUAAAACAAUCAUAAAUACAUGUAUCCAAGACUCUCUGUCAAGUAUUAGAAGUACACAUAUAUAUUUUUAUGUCCAUUUGUAAAACACUAUUUGCAAGAGUUUGACAAUUCAUCUAUUGGAGUGACUUAUAGAGUGGCAGAAGAUUAAAUGUAGGUUGUGAUUGCAAUGUUCAUGUUUAUAGUUCUUUCUUGACAUGCAGUGUUAUUUUUCUGACAUAAUUAAUAUUCCCCUCAUACUGUGCUUGAUAGGGUUAAAUCACCUAGAAGGUAAACUUGUUUCUUUUUACAGAUAGAAUUGUUUUAGUUUUAUGUGCCAUUUUUCAUGAUAUUCAUAGAAAAGUAUAUCAUCUUGAAAUCAUGGUAUUUUUGUUUAGAGGAUAUGUAUAUGCAAUAAAAAAAAUCAUUUUUAGAAAAA